CGAGCCGAACCCUCGACGGCCACGACCGACCGAGACGUCGGGUCUUUGGCCGCCGCGACACCGAUUGAUAACCUUUCCCUUCACCGCCGCCACCGACCCGACCAUCACCACCGUAUCGUAAAAGUGCGUAACUUACGCGUACUCUCGGGGACCGUUUAUCACGCUGUCGCUGUACAUCAGACGUUGUCACCGUCGACCCGCGAGUCUCGUCCGUCCGUCCGUCCGCGUUUUCUCGCUUAGUGCGCCGCUGGUUCGCGCGAACCCUUUCGGAAAUCCCUGGCGCGUCCAAUGACCUAGUUCAUCAACCUUGGCCGCGUUCACUUCGUCUUUGAGUGUCCACCACCGCUACUGCCCUGCGGUGCACCCUCCACCCGAACCAACGUACCGCGACUCCCGGCGGCUUGUACUCGGCACGCUAGGGUCUUCGGCGCCGACCCGAAGACCUACACGUCCCGGUUUUCUCUCCUGACAGUACUACCCCAGUGUUCGGGGCUUAAUAUUCAUUCACUGUGACCGGAAUCAUUGUUACCCUGGCUGCCGCCGCCGCUUCUUCGUCAUCUUCCUCGUCUGCGGCGUCUACUUCACGCUUGCCCGUCACCAUGGACGGCUCCGAACGAGGUUUACGAUUGGACAAUAAUAUAUCGCUGAAUUCAAUGGGUCCUCAGUCACCUUUAGAUCUAAAACCUGACAGAGCGAGUUUAAUGGUUAACUUCAGCCCUCCAGGAGAUCCUCUAAGUCCCGGGCUGUACAACGUGGACAGGAGCAACAAUAUGAUGAACAAUGCUUGCAACGUUCAAGAUUCUCCAAAUUACCCACCCAAUCAUCCACUUAGCGGGUCGAAGCAUCUGUGUUCGAUUUGUGGCGAUCGCGCCAGUGGAAAACAUUACGGGGUCUACAGUUGCGAAGGCUGCAAAGGGUUCUUCAAACGCACGGUGAGGAAAAAUUUGUCUUACGCGUGCCGCGAGGAGAACAAAUGCAUAAUCGAUAAACGCCAGAGGAAUCGGUGCCAGUACUGCAGAUAUCAGAAAUGUCUGACCAUGGGCAUGAAAAGAGAAGCUGUCCAGGAGGAGAGACAGCGAACCAAAGAACGUGAUCACAAUAUCGAAGUCGAGCCGACGAGCAGUUCCAACACUGACAUGCCAGUCGAACUCAUAUUGAGGGCCGAGAACAAAGCCGACGCUAUUAAGACUGAACAGCAGUACAUUGAGCUACAACACCCUCAGCACACUGUUGGUGCUAUUUGCCAAGCGACCGACAAGCAGUUGAUACAACUUGUUGAGUGGGCCAAGCAUAUACCUCAUUUCAAGAAUUUACCUCUCGGCGACCAAGUCUUGUUACUGAGGGCUGGUUGGAACGAGUUAAUGAUUGCAGCAUUUUCCCACAGAUCCAUUAACGUGAAAGACGGUAUUGUCUUGGCAACUGGACUCACUGUUGAUAGAGAUUCCGCUCAUCAAGCUGGUGUUGAAGCCAUAUUUGAUCGUGUACUCACUGAACUUGUUGCUAAAAUGAAAGAUAUGAACAUGGACAGAACAGAGCUUGGCUGUUUACGUACCAUUAUUCUAUUCAAUCCAGGCUCCAAAGGAUUGCAAUCUGUGAAUGAAGUGGAGAUAUUGCGUGACAAAGUAUAUGUUGCUUUAGAAGAAUAUUGUCGUGUAACACAUCCAGAUGAACCCGGUCGAUUUGCAAAAUUACUUCUACGGCUGCCUUCAUUACGUUCUAUUGGUUUGAAAUGUCUAGAACAUUUAUUUUUUUACAAACUUAUUGGAGAUUCUCCAAUUGAUACGUUUUUAAUGGAAGUUCUUGAAUCAUCACAUGAUGUGCAAGUUGCCACAUGAUUUAAAGCGAUUCUGCUAGAUAAAAAUACCAUUGUGCAGGAUGCUAGUGGUUUAUUAUAAUUUAAAUAUUAAUAUUAUAGAUUAAAUGUUUGAUAAUUGUCUUUUUUAAGUAUUAAUUUUAGAAAAUUGUCUACAGUUUUAUGACAGAUCACUUGACCAACCCACUUAUAUAUUAUCUUUAUCACAAUAUGUAAAUUAAAAUGUAUUAAAUGUUCAUG
Messenger RNA from Sipha flava (yellow sugarcane aphid), 2053 nucleotides. Its product is annotated as retinoic acid receptor RXR-alpha-A-like. The transcript has 8 exons. Gene Ontology annotation, cellular component: activator ecdysone receptor complex; nucleus. Gene Ontology annotation, biological process: positive regulation of transcription by RNA polymerase II; anatomical structure development; cellular response to ecdysone. NCBI's taxonomy places the organism in Eukaryota, Metazoa, Arthropoda, Insecta, Hemiptera, Aphididae. The record is from RefSeq and is a predicted model, not a curated record. Gene Ontology annotation, molecular function: nuclear steroid receptor activity; zinc ion binding; nuclear receptor activity. Bases 600 to 1835 code for a protein of 411 amino acids.